Messenger RNA from Jatropha curcas, 779 nucleotides. RefSeq names its product glucose-6-phosphate acetyltransferase 1 (gene GNA1). Gene Ontology annotation, molecular function: glucosamine 6-phosphate N-acetyltransferase activity. Lineage: Eukaryota; Viridiplantae; Streptophyta; Magnoliopsida; Malpighiales; Euphorbiaceae. The record is from RefSeq and is a predicted model, not a curated record.
UGUACAAAGUCAAAGCCUUUAUUAUGUAAUUUUCUUUUCACUAUAUUUUUGCAAGCCUAACACAUUUAUUUCUUCGUUUAGCAAGACUCUCUCUCUUUUGGUUUUUUUCAGCCAUUUCAUCGAACGGUUGGGCUGCCAUACUUGAAACCUCGACGAAUUGAGGCCUAGCUUAAAAUAAAAAUGAACAAUAACUCAUCAAGCUGUGAGCAAAAGCUUCAACCCCGGAAGUUGGAGAUAUCAGACAAGAGCAAAGGUUUUGUGGAGUUAUUGCAACAAUUAACCAUUUGUGAUUCUGUAUCAGAUGAGGAAUUUGAGAAGCGAUUCCAAGAGAUAAGCACAUAUGGCGAUGACCAUCUUAUUUGUGUAGUUGAAGAUGAUCAUACCGGAAAGAUUAUUGCCACCGGGAGCGUGUUUAUUGAAAAGAAGUUCAUAAGGAAUUGUGGCAAAGUUGGGCACAUUGAAGAUAUUGUGGUUGAUUCAAAUGCUCGGGGCCGACAUCUGGGGAAGAAAAUUGUUGAGUUCUUGACAGAUCAUGCUCAUUCAGUGGGUUGCUAUAAGGUGAUUCUUGAUUGCAGCAUUGAGAACAAACCAUUUUAUGAGAAGUGUGGAUUCAAGCAGAAAGAAAUUCAGAUGGUGAAGUAUUUUAAUUGAGAAUUGUACCAUGCCCUUUCACCAUAUAUUUGAAUGAUUUACUUUAAAAGAACUCUUGAGUUCUGUACUCCUAUCUUGAAUUUUGUCAUCUUCAUCAUCAAUAAUAUGAUUGCCCUUGAAUUUGUUAA